This is a messenger RNA of Branchiostoma floridae (Florida lancelet), 2174 nucleotides long. RefSeq lists its product as uncharacterized. The transcript has 3 exons. The coding region runs from base 517 to 1494 and encodes 325 amino acids. Lineage: Eukaryota; Metazoa; Chordata; Leptocardii; Amphioxiformes; Branchiostomatidae. The record is from RefSeq and is a predicted model, not a curated record.
AAUCAAACAGCAAGUCAUUUACGAAGGGUCAUUCAUGUGUCAAAACCAUUCCAUUCUAGCUCUCUUAACCCCUUUCAGGUCAGAUUUACAACAAACUCCGUCUGCACGAAGCUCAUUAAUCAGCACUUACCAGUAAAACACGCCUGCCCUUUGUCCGGGGCAGGUAUUUGAUCUUAGUUGUUGAACUUUGUGCCGCGGGAGAUCUCAGUCACGGUGGGUACUUCUGUUUACACGGAAACGACAUAUGCAUAAAAUAACGCGGUGAGGCAACUUCUGUUCAGUAGCAGGGCUGACAGGUGGUGAGUGCUUUGGUCAUUUGGUUUCUUCUCUAGAUUGUCAAGACUUAUUCCAGAUCUUCGCAUAGGUUCACGAGGGAAAGCUGACCUACCGAAGUCGAAGACUCCCGUCCGGCACUGUACCUACAAACCGCCAAAGUGGGGCUUCCGAGCGGAUUCACCUGCAGUGGCGUCUCAAUCUCGCCAAGUGGUGUCCCAACCUGAGGAAGACAAACUGUUCAUGAUGGCGUACGGCACGCAGGUGAAGAUGCACAUCUUUCAUGGCGAGGGAGGCCGCAGUACGAGCAGCUCCAUACUGAGGUCUAUCAACCAAACCCCGCGGCUCGGCGGCAAGAAAGUCCGCUUCGCAGAAAUCACCAAUUCCCUGGACAGAGUACAAACCAGAAUCGGCCGUCCUACAACCAGGGGAAAUAAUUUCUUCCGCGCCGACGAAGUCUGGGGGCUUGAGGAGAACAAUAACGACUUCACUAAGGAAGGCGGCCUCCUGCCGAACAUUGAAAACUCGUCCGAUUCAAAAGACAAUUUGGAUGUCGGGCUGCAGAACUCCAGAAAUCUGUUCGGGAUGAAGAGCGGAGAGUAUGAGGAGAGCACCCCGAGUUCGCGUAACCAGGGCGUGUGGCAUAACGUGCCGCCUCCCACUCCACAGAGCUCGCGCAUCACCUACGAUCUGAAGCUGGUGCGUGCGCAGAAGGAGACGAGGACCAGGGAAGGCCUUCCAGGUGUGCUGAUCUCACAGACACACCGGCCUCACCUGGUGACCAAGGACAGGUCGUACGUCAUGGACAGGUGGGCUGAGAAACAAGGUCUUGCACCAGCAGUGCAGAAAGCACCCGUGGUCUACGGCAAGGGUCGGCAGGUCCGUAUGGGAGCGCCCUCUAUGGAACACGAGAUGGUACUGCAGGAAUUAGACGGUGGUGGCCUUCACGAUCACUUAGACAACGGACUCGACGUCGGCACCUCUCGGGAGGUGAACGGAGUGAUGACCGAUAACGCUGCCCCUAGGGAAAACCCCGAUCAGCCCGCGACCAAGAACUUGUACUCCGUGUUCGGGGAUCACGAUGUGGAAAAGACCGACAUGAUUUGCCGCUGGUUGGAAAGGUGUACUUACUUGGACGGCGAGGAGAAAGAGGAGGAAGAGCAGGGAGUAACCACGGAUAUAAUCGUCCUCCCGUCUAUCCUGCAGGACAGGACUUCGUAGUGCCGCCUCGCUAAAUAAAGUAGGAGGAUGAGUUCGCAAUUGAUGUCAGAAAACUUUCGGACGCCGAAAGGGACCAUUGGAGCACUAGAUCCUUACGAAAAUUCGGCCAUCCAUUUCACUAUAUCAUAGUAACGUCACUAUCCUUAUUUGGAGACUUGUUGCUGUAAGCUGCACCGUGUGCAUCGAUCCCUCCAUCGUCUAUCCGUCCAUCCGUCUCAGCAACAUGAAUAACGGAUACGCAUCUGAGGCGUUGCCAAAAAUAAUAUAUUCUUGAUAAUGAAGAGUUAAUGACCGACCUCGUUCAUUCAGUGGAUUUAUUCGGUGGUUAUAGCAAAUGACCAGGCCUUAUGACGAGUCAUUGACCCUUUAAUGUUCGUAGGCACUUUUCCGUAUUCUAUUGGCACCAUACACCAACCCUCUUCAAGGCUCUUGACUGAUCUUGACUUGCAAAGGAAAUUUCAACGCCUUGAGAUUAACCAGACAAUAAUGAUUUUGCAAACGUUGCUUAACUGAGUUGAAGCACGAUGGAAUAACAUCAGAUUUCUUAGUAUUUACUACUACUGUGGAUUUGUUUGUUGUUACUAUAGGAAUGUCAGCAUAAACAAUUGUGUGAGAAUUGUGUCCAUCAUGAGAAGAUUUGAGCAGGACACAGGUGAUUAAAAGUUAUCGGAGACAUGAAA